Amorphotheca resinae ATCC 22711 is the source of this 1041-nucleotide messenger RNA. RefSeq lists its product as hypothetical. Gene Ontology annotation, cellular component: nucleus; cytosol. The coding region runs from base 1 to 1041 and encodes 346 amino acids. Lineage: Eukaryota; Fungi; Ascomycota; Leotiomycetes; Helotiales; Amorphothecaceae. The transcript has 3 exons. Gene Ontology annotation, biological process: protein deubiquitination; endoplasmic reticulum unfolded protein response. The record is from RefSeq and is a predicted model, not a curated record. Gene Ontology annotation, molecular function: cysteine-type deubiquitinase activity.
AUGCGUGCACGAUUACGAGGCCCUGGAGGCGCUUCUACCAUAACGCUUGCGGACGAUGCUACAGUAGGGGAUCUGCUCACAGAAAUCGUCGAGAAGACAUCCAUUCCUAGCUUUGAUAUUAAAUAUGGCUAUCCACCAAAACCCUUGCGCCUGGAGCAGAGUGAGCCGUCGCGACCGUUAAAAGAGCUGGAUGUGAAGUUGGAUGGGGAACAGCUUACCAUUAGUCAGAAGGAGGGGCCAGCUGUUCCUACGUCCAACAAUCAGCAGUCAGGCCCCAGUGGUUCAUUAAAAGAAGCGACACCGAGAGCAGACUCAUCACGGGUAAUAGAAGACAGGAGAUCGCCUGGCCCAGUAUCUCUGCAGAGGAAAAGCAUGGAGAGCGAUGUGCCUGAAUUGCCCUUACCAGAAAGGGGCGCAACUCUUGUACUGCGAGUAAUGCCUGACGAUAACAGCUGCCUCUUUAGAGCCUUAGCCGCGGCUGUUCUUCCUGGCGAUGACCUUAGCAUGCCCGAGCUACGUGCCUUGGUUGCUAGCACUAUACAAUCGCAGCCUGAAAUCUAUACAACAGUGGUUUUGGAGAAGAGGCCGGAUGACUAUUGUCGCUGGAUCCAAUCCCCUAAUUCCUGGGGCGGUGCUAUUGAGAUGGGUAUCCUAGCUCAAUAUUUUGACAUCGAGAUAUGCAGUAUUGACGUACAGUCCCUCCGCGUCGACCGCUUUAAUGAAGGCGCACGUAGCCGCUGUAUCCUAGUUUACUCCGGCAUCCACUACGAUACGAUCGUGCAGAGCCCCUCAGAACCCCCACAUACUAGAGCCGACAGCCCGCCCGAGUUCGACAAGCGCGUGUGGGACUCAGACGACGACGAUAUACUUAUAAAGGCUCUGGAGCUGUGCAAGAAGCUGCAGGAGAAGCAUUACUAUACUGAUACGGGAGGCAUGGCCAUCAGAUGCCAGAUCUGUGGCACGAUUGUACACGGCGAGACGGAGGCUAGUGCACAUGCUCGCGAAUCAGGGCAUUAUGAUAUGGCUGAGGUUACGGCGUAG